ACCUCCUCUACUCGGGAGAGCUGUGGUCUCGCACUAGUUCGGCGAACGAAUCGGCCGCAAGUGGAUUUCGCGUGCGGAUUUUGGCACGGAGAGGUCCGAGACGGUUGUCUUUGCGAAAUCCUCGUGGUUAAGCUUCGCGUAAGGGUGCGCGCAUCGCGAGGGGAAUCCUUUCGGCGAAUUUUUUCAUGACAGCGCUUCGCGAUUACGCGGAGAGCUUGAUGAACAGUCGCAGUGGCAGUGACAGUGUGAUCCGUGAUAUAUUCGCAGGUCGCUUGAUAUCGAAACUGUUGAUGAGACUCGGUGACGAUUGUUACGAUGAGGAUAAAACGGUCCUGCUGGGUGCUGCUGACAGUCGCACUGCUGUCCCCGAUCAAUGGCGAGAAGAAUGCUGAUGAGGUGGACGAUGGCGGCAAGACUCAGGCGAAGAUAUCGACGUCGCUCAAGCUCGUCGACGAGGACGGCCAAAACAGGACGGACAAAGCGAUGAGGCCGCCGGAAAAGCGAGAACAAAUCGGCGAGCGAAUAUCGACGACACGUAGCGUGUCACCGCCGCAAAAAUUAUCAAUGGCAGCAUUAAUCGCCAAGAGAACGUCGAAUAACGACACGACCUCCUCGACGUUCGAGGAAGUGCGUUCCCUCUUGGGCGGCAGCAGGGCGAACGCCAGCAGGGAACUCAUGCUGCCAAUCAGUAUGGACAUCACAAAGAUCAUAUCUGAAGAUUCCGUCGAGGAGACCGACGAGGAAGAGGAAGAGGAGGAUACGCCCGAGGCGUUACCCGAAGCCCAGGAAUUACGAUUGGUGAAAAGGCCCCACGAUCGACGACGGCCGCUACCAGUGAAACCGUUGCGACCCAUCAGGCCGUCUCCGCCGAAUAGAAGGAACGUUUACACAGGCCCGUCGAGAAUCAAUCCCGUAAUACGGCCGUCUAAGCGACCGAAUGAACAGAGACGACCCACAGAGAGCGAGUGUACUUUCUUCACGAAGACGGUGUGUCUCGAGGCCAACGAUUAUCCGCACGAGGCGAUAACAAGGAGUUUAAGGACCAAUAAGGAAAUGGUGGCGGCACUGCUGACCGACUAUAAGAUGCAAGAUUACGGAAGCGCGGAGGAAAAAUUGCCGAUUGCCCAGCCGCUGGAGAAUAAAUUCGAGACUCGUUAUGAGAACAGAUACGAGAACAACGAAAUUAGAAGACGAUCCGACAAUCCUUUCGACAACGUGGAGGAGGGUUUCACCUGUCCGUCAACUGUCAAGUAUGCUCGUCCGCAAUUAGCGAGAGCUGCUUCCGGAGUCUGGAAGUACAUAAUAAACACCGGCGAACACACCCAGACCUUACGACUGGAGAAAUGCUCCAAUCCACAGUCAAGCUGUUCGUUCAUCUCCGAGAACUACCGCUCCUCUUGCGUGCAAAUUUACAAUUACCACCGUCUACUGACCUGGGACCAGAAAUUAGGACUUCACAUGGACAUCUUCAAGGUCCCAACCUGCUGCAGCUGCCACGUGCAUGGCUACUCCGAGAUUUUCCCGCCGCAUCAGAAGGACCCACCGAUAAAGCCGAAGGAGACGUUCCCGGGCGCGGAUUUCGCCAUCAACGACCACAAGGACGAUUUCCAAGAUCUCGGCAAGCCCGCGCUCAUCAACAAGUACAAUCCCAUCACGAACUUCGACUCCAGCCUCAUGUCCAGCAACAAGAAGCAAGUGCUGGACACCAGCCCGAGUAGACCGAGUUUCACCCUUCCCGGCAGAACCAGAACGAAGAAGCCUUCGACAGUCCCAAGGCCCUACGACAAAUUGCCGCAGCAGCACGCGCCCAACACUCGAGCGCCAGGCUACAAAGGACCGCUGACGAAGGUCAACAGACCCAACCGACUCAGCAGGCCGUCCUUCAGGAGGGAGUCCACCUCCCACGUCGAGGAUUACACGGAGAUUCCCGGUAACAGCUCGAUCAAAAACCGACAUGGCAUUUCCAGAUAUAGCCAGCCGUACGAUCAAGAAGUGGACGCUUCGUCGAGAUUGCAGAAUGGAGGCUUCGACGAAGAGUACCAGGAGCCGCACAAGAGAAUCAACUACAACUAUCAUCCCAUCAUAGACUUCUUCAAGCCAGAAGCUUCCAUGCUGCAAGCCGCCGAGCCGCAACACGUCACCCAGCCAGCGACAGUUCAAAACGAUAAUAACGCGUGGAAGCCAAUGAUAACUUAGAACGUAAAGUUCUUCCUUCGGAGUACCUGACAUCCCGCUUCAUUGAGGGUUCGAAAUCGCGUGUUACACGACGCCUCCGCGUUUUCUGAAUUAAUGUUCACAGUGGUAAGAAAUUAGUUUUUCGCAGAGAAAAAUAUAAGGUGUUCCCCGCGAUAUACCAAAUGUCUAUAGCAAAACUACAUAUCUUCACGUUUUAUUUCUAAGUUGAGAAGCUCAAGAAAGAAACAAAUGUGAAAUAUUAACGUGAUUUAUAAGACCACGUGUGUUAUUUUUAAGUAUAAAAUUUGUAUCCUGUGCGUUGAAUUUAUCUAAUCAAUUUGUUUAGUCUCAAAAACACAAUUCGAUUAUAAACAUUAUAAAAGAUACCAGAUACUAGCGAGAAAAGAAAACAGAUUUGAAUAUUUUGCCUGAUUAGUUCUUUUUUAUUUCAUCAUCAAAUUAUUAUUACUGCCAAUUGUAUUUGUCACACAAAGACUUGAUACUGAUACAAAGAUAAUGAUACGUUUUUACAACGUGUCAUUCGAAGGAGGAGAUUCUCUGUAUAGUAAUAAAAUAAGAGUCAGAGUAGUUGUUAGAAAACAUUCGUAGACAUAGCCCUAGAUAUAUACUUAAUUGAGUAUUAUGGCCACGAAGGGCAGAUGCAAUGAGAAUGUUCUUUCUCUUUUUAUUUUAUUUUAGCACAUUCUAUAUUACGCCCGUUUAGACUUGUUAUUUAUUAGUCGUUAGCUCUACGAGUUAUUUAUAAAUUACACUUAAAGACUCUUUUUACAACAUUAAGAUUUAACAAAAAUAAGACAAGUGUGUUUCUUUACACUUGUUUUCCUGUAUAAAUAUGAAAUUGAAACAACCCUUCACAUGUAAUUCGACAAAAUUAGGUAUAAUCAAAAUCUUGGAAUUCGCGAGGUAAUAUUGGGAUAAAAAUGUAAUAUAAUAUAUAAUAAAAUUCAAUAUAAAAGAAUGUUAUAUUAUAUUUAAUCGUAGU
This is a messenger RNA of Odontomachus brunneus, 3178 nucleotides long. RefSeq lists its product as uncharacterized. The record is from RefSeq and is a predicted model, not a curated record. Gene Ontology annotation, cellular component: extracellular region. The transcript is spliced from 10 exons. Gene Ontology annotation, biological process: innate immune response; regulation of Toll signaling pathway; central nervous system formation. Gene Ontology annotation, molecular function: Toll binding; growth factor activity. The coding region runs from base 316 to 2196 and encodes 626 amino acids. NCBI's taxonomy places the organism in Eukaryota, Metazoa, Arthropoda, Insecta, Hymenoptera, Formicidae.